Messenger RNA from Centrocercus urophasianus (Greater sage-grouse), 6766 nucleotides. RefSeq names its product DLG associated protein 2 (gene DLGAP2). The coding region runs from base 53 to 3181 and encodes 1042 amino acids. Gene Ontology annotation, molecular function: molecular adaptor activity. The transcript is spliced from 14 exons. Lineage: Eukaryota; Metazoa; Chordata; Aves; Galliformes; Phasianidae. Gene Ontology annotation, cellular component: glutamatergic synapse; postsynaptic specialization. Gene Ontology annotation, biological process: signaling. The record is from RefSeq and is a predicted model, not a curated record.
ACCAACUGCUACUACAUGGGACUGCCUGCAGCGGGCACGAGGCUUAGACAUUAUGGGGACAAUUCAGGUUCUGCCUGGCAUACUGCAGAAGCAUUGCUGUAUUUUACCUGACCGGAACACAGAGUCACAGUGUACACUCUGUGGGGAGCCUGAAGAAGACGAGGGUGGCGAUCUGCUCAAGUCGAGCUUCAGUUUUCCAGGGACGCCAGAGGAGGAGAUAGACCAGCAGUACUCAUGGUCGCCUUCUCACCACUUCAAUGAAGAAAGAUAUUCUCCUGCUUCGAGGAAUAUGAAAGGAUUAUCUGGCAGUCGCAACCAACCACAGUUAUGUUCAGCUCAUACUUGUGGCUUAGCAUCCCCUGAAGAUUGUGAACACACCCACGACCAUAUUCACCAUGGGCAGGAACCAAGGCAAUCGUAUCUUCUCAGCCCCACGGAGAGUUGCCCGAUGGACCACCAUCGUUGCUCGCCACGCAGCUCCAUUCAUUCUGAAUGCAUGAUGAUGCCCAUGGUAAUGGGCGAUCACAUGUCAAGUAGCACUUUCCCCAGAAUGCACUACAGCUCACAUUACGACACAAGAGACGACUGCGCCAUGUCUCACGGUAACCCUAAGAUUAACCGCAUUCCUGCAAACCUUUUGGACCAGUUUGAAAAACAACUUCCUCUUCACCGGGAUGGGUUUCACACUUUACAGUACCAGAGGACCUCAACAGCUGCAGAACAACGCAGUGAGAGCCCAGGAAGAAUACGCCAUCUCGUUCAUUCAGUCCAGAAACUUUUUACUAAAUCUCAUUCUCUGGAAGGAUCAUCCAAGGGCAAUGUCAAUGGAACAAAGGGAGACAGUCGAGGGGACGAUCAUCAUCAUGGGCACCAUUCCAAGCAUAGCAAAAGGAGUAAAAGUAAGGAGCGAAAACCAGAAACCAAGCAUAAAUCUGGAAUGAGCAGUUGGUGGAGCUCUGAUGACAAUUUGGACAGUGAUAGCACUUAUCGAACCCCUAGUGUGGUAAAUAGGCACCAUGCAGAUCAUAUAUCCCAUUGCUACCCUGAGGCGCUCCAGGGACAUUUUGGGGAUCUGUCAUUGAAGACUUCCAAAAGUAACAAUGACGUGAAAUGUUCAGCUUGUGAAGGGCUAGCAAUGACCCCUGAUAGUAAAUAUAUGAAAAGGAGUUCUUGGUCCACACUAACAGUAAGUCAGGCUAAAGAAGCUUAUCGCAAAUCAUCACUGAACUUAGAUAAGCCUCUGGUUCAUCAGGAAAUCAAACCUUCCUUGAGGCCAUGCCAUUACCUUCAGGUACCUCAGGAUGAAUGGGGAGGAUACCCUGCCGGUGGGAAAGAUGAAGAGAUUCCUUGCAGAAGAAUGAGAAGCGGGAGCUAUAUUAAGGCUAUGGGAGAUGAAGAAAGUGGAGACUCUGACACUAGCCCCAAGACAUCACCAAAAUUAGCAGUUCGACCAGAGUCAUUAUUAAAAUCCAUUGGACAAAGACCACUGGGAGAUCAUCAAAAUCAGAGCUACCUUCAAACUGCAAGUGACGUGCCUGGGGGUCACAACCUGGAUCCCUCUGCAAACUACAAUUCCCCAAAGUUUCGCUCAAGGAAUCAGAGCUAUAUGAGAGCAGUGAGCACGCUCAGUCAGGCCAGCUGUGUUAGUCAGAUGAGUGAAGCAGAGGUUAAUGGGCAAUUUGAAUCGGUGUGUGAAUCAGUGUUUAGUGAAGUUGAAGCUCAGGCAAUGGAUGCCCUUGACCUCCCUGGAUGUUUCCGAACAAGAAGCCACAGUUACUUGCGUGCCAUUCAGGCAGGCUAUUCCCAAGAUGAUGAAUGUAUACCUGCGAUGGCAUCUUCCAACAUCACCUCAACUAUCAGGUCAACCACAGCUGUAACUUACACAAGUUACAAAAAAACCCCACCACCGGUACCCCCACGUACCACAUCCAAGCCACUGAUCUCAGUGACGGCCCAGAGCAGCACAGAGUCCACCCAGGAUGCAUACCAUGACAGCCGGGCCCAGCGGAUGUCCCCGUGGCCCCAGGAUGGGCGAGGGAUGUACAACUCCACAGACAGCUUGGACAGCAACAAGGCCAUGAACCUCGCCUUGGAGACUGCAGCUGCCCAGCGCCACAUGUCGGAGAGUGCCUCCAUCCGAACCAGCGACAAGGCCAUCCUGGUGACUAAGGCAGAGGAGUUCCUCAAGAGCCGGCGUUCCUCCAUAGGGAUUCAGGUGGAAACAGCAACCGAUUCAGAUACUGAGAGCAGAGGCCUGCGGGAAUACCACUCAGUUGGAAUACAAGUGGAAGAUGAAAAACGACAUGGACGAUUUAAGCGCUCAAACAGUGUGACAGCAGCUGUCCAGGCUGACCUGGAGCUGGAGGGCUUCCCAGGACACAUCACCAUGGAGGACAAGGGACUUCAGUUUGGCUCAUCCUUCCAGCAGCACUCGGAGCCCAGCACCCCCACCCAAUACAGCGCAGUGAGAACUGUACGGACGCAGGGACUGUUCAGUUACAGAGAAGAUUACAGGACCCCAGUUGACACGUCAAACCUUCCACCACCAGAGCCCUGGCUGGAGCCAGCCAUUGAGACAGUAGAGACUGGUCGGAUGUCUCCUUGUCGACGGGACGGUUCUUGGUUCAUGAAGUUGCUACAUACUGAAACUAAGAGAAUGGAGGGAUGGUGUAAGGAAAUGGAAAGAGAGGCAGAAGAAAACGAUCUUUCUGAGGAAAUCCUAGGCAAGAUCCGAAGUGCUGUUGGAAGUGCUCAGCUCCUCAUGUCUCAGAAAUUCCAGCAGUUUUAUUGGCUCUGUCAGCAAAAUCUGGACCCGAGUGCCAUGCCAAGACCAACUUCCCAGGACCUGGCAGGUUUCUGGGACUUAUUGCAGCUCUCAAUUGAAGAUGUCAGCAUGAAGUUUGAUGAACUGCACCAGUUGAAACUCAAUGAAUGGAAAAUAAUAGAAUCACCUGAAAGGAAGGAAGAAAGAAAGGUUCCUCCUCCUGUACCAAAGAAGCCCCCAAAAGGAAAAUUCCCCAUCACAAGAGAAAAAUCUCUGGACCUACCUGACAGGCAGCGACAAGAAGCCAGAAGGCGGCUCAUGGCUGCUAAGAGGGCGGCCUCUUUCCGGCAGAAUUCAGCCACAGAGCGUGCAGACAGCAUCGAGAUAUACAUCCCAGAGGCUCAAACCCGGCUUUAAAGACAGAAUGCUGCAGAGUUCCUUUUUUAGACAAAAUGCUUGUACAGUUUGUCACUUACCUGGUAAUUUUUGUCUCAUUCUCUCCAUAAAUAUGCCCUUGCUGUUGUGUUCUUUGUGCCAUAAGCACAGUGGAAUGCUUUUGAUUUCCUCAGAAUUUGCUGAGCUCACCGCAAGAACGACUUCUUUUGUAUUUAUUGUCUGACUUACAAUCAGCUACAAUGGAUAGGGCUUGUUGAGACCUGACUUAUCCAGUAUAUUCUCAGAGGACAACAAGAAACACCUCUUGAGAUGGAACCCAGCUUACUUUUUUGUUAUUUAUAUUUUUAUAAAAUGUGUGAUAAUUAGGGAUAAGAAUAACAAACUAUCAAUGGGUGCAUCUCACCAUUCACUAGAGGCAUUAGCUAAUCCAAGUAGAAGGUGCUACAAACGUAAAGAGCAGGAAAGAAAGAACCCAUUUAUCUCUCUGACCUCCAGUUUCUUUUCCCAGAACCCAGCUAAAAUAUUUACCCAUGUGCUCUGCCACUCUUCUCAUCUUUGUUACCGCAGAAUAAUAUUAGGCCUCUCAUGUCAUAUCACGUUUCUGGAGAUGAACAGGGAUAUCCAGCCACUAAAACUCCAAAGUUCAUCAGAAACCAAGAAGCAUACAAGUCUGGUGGUGUUGGGAAUGCCCACUGAGAAACGUUUGCUGUUAGCAGUAUAUCGACACUCUGAAACCUAAGCAAAAUUAUAAUGCAAGAGGACUUGAGUGAUGGGUGAAAGGAAAAUGGAAGCCUUAAAAAGUUAGAUCUUCUGUAGCAAGAUGUGUAAAGAAAAAGUUAUACUUACUCCUUUGGAACACUCAUCGCAUUUUUAACAGUUCUUUUAUGUGUUAAUGUUCGUUUCAUGAUCCUCCCUUUUAUUUCAAGAGCUGCGCUACGUGUAAUACUUCAAACUCUCAAAAUGUUCUAUCAAUUGAGUUUCCAGGGUAUCCUUGAGAAAAAAAAAAAAAAUCUUGCUUGUUUAAAAUGCCAGUUGUGAUGUUGUAAACAGUUUAAGAAAUAUGAAUGUGAGUGGUGAGUAAAUCUAAGUUUAAAUGGUUAUGUUAAGGUAAAGGUGAACUGUGGUUUACAGUUGUAUUUUUUUUAGAACUAUUUUUCUAUGCAGUAUCAGUUACAGCAAGAAAAAGCUUCUUGCUUGCUUCACAUGUAACAAACAUGAUUCAAGAGAUAAUUGAUUUCCAGCCGUGGAAUAUAAGGAAAAUAAUGUAUUUUCAAGCCUCUCACUAUUACGAGAGAGGUGGUGACUACCACAAUCCAGAGGCUUUGGUUUAAAAUAAACUAAGAUAGAAAUGUUCCACUUCACCUACCUUCCAGAGCCACCCGAGCAGCCCAGCACUUAGAAGUCUUCAGGUGAAGACGCAAUAAGAUAUGUAACCCAGAGACUCCGACUGCAAGGUUUGAAAGCUCCUCUGUACUACUUUAGGUCAAAACAGCGUUAACACACCGAGACAGACAGCCGCAUCUACAUUUCCUGUUUACCUGCUUUAACAAAUGCAAUGUAUUUAAUGUAUUUAGCCAUAGGCAGAACAGCUAUUAAAUUAUACUCUAGCACUUUGGUUCUUCACCUGAUGAGCACUUUAAAUCCACGUCCCACACACCCUGCAGCCUGACAGAUGACUGAAAACGUGAAUUAUCAUAGGUUAUGCAGAUCUGACAUUGCUUCUAAUCUGUUUUGCUUUGGUUCUAUUUAUUUCUUUUCCUUUUCCUUCAUUGUUUUCCUACAGUGUGUAGUAUGAAGCAUGAGUUCUGUCUUUGGAGCACACCUGAUAAAGCGUGUUGAGCUUCAAGAUGGGAAUCUUUAGAGAUGAGGUUUUGAGAUGUUUCUGUGAGGAGAAAGCCCUGUAAAUCGAGCCUGAUAUCUGGUAUAUACUUUACCAAAUAGCCUUAAACUAUGUUUGGAAGCAAAAACCAAGACGAAUGUAUAUCCCUCAAAAAUGAAAAAAAAAGAAAAAAAAAAAAAAGAAAAAAAUCCCUGAAAUAUUCUUCUAUAGAUAAAAGCAUUGUCUUUCCCAUCCUUCAUGUUUUCAAGGCAUUUUCUAUUAAGGAAAGAGCUGAAUUCUGGGUAGGGUACAAUAUUGAUGCUAAUUCCUAUAUUUGUUUCACUAUUUUAAACACAAAUGUACUUGCAGACAUUGGCAUCUUUAGUGUUGAAAACUAAUAUGUUAUUUAAUGUGGAGCUGCUGAUUAGAAGUAUCCACAGAAAACUAGAGCCUUUCCUAGAUUAAGGAAAUUUGAAAUAGGCAUACACACACACACAUAUCUGUAUCUAUAGCUGCUGUAUACAUAUAUGGCAGCGGAUAACGUUUUCUCUGAUUUCCCUUUUGCUUCACACAUGACUUGCUUGAAAACCCCCACCUGCAGGGACAGGUCAUGCUGUGCUAUUAAGACAAGUUAAAUCUGAUCCUGCUGGUAACUAGACCUUAUGGAGACAUAUGGUGAAAAAAAACCACAAAGAUUAUAGAUUUAUUUAGAUCCCAGUUGACUUAAUAAUGCUGACUUGGAGCAGUCCAUAUAAGUUUUUAAUUGAGAAUCAUAUUUUGGUGAUUUUUAUAUGUUACCAUGAUAUUGGAUGUUCUCAGGCAAAAAUAGGCCUGCAGAAAUGAUGCCAACCCUGUAUUCUACCAUAUUUCCCAUGCCAUUACUUAUAUGUUCAAUAUAAGUUUUGGAUAUGUGUGAUUUCUUUUUGUUCCACCUUUGUUCUAAAAAAGAAGAAAGAAAAAAAAAGGAAUCAAAAUUAAAUUAGAUGCAAAUUAGAUGCUUACUGAAAGAUUUGAUAAUAUGUUAUCUGUGCAUGUUAUAUUUCAAAGUGCAAUAUAUUAAAUUCUUCUACAGGUAACAUUCUAUCAUUACAGGCAGAUAAGCCAUUUCUAUCUACAUAUUGUACAUCCGGUUCAUUUAGAAAAAUAACAUUAUGCUUAUCAUACUUGUGUUGCAGAUAAAUCAAAUUGCCUUGGUCCCCAAUGUGAGAAACACAGCACAUGGUACCUUAACAUGAUCUUAACAGAUCAACUGUGAUCUGACUCCCUAGCAUCAAAAUAAGAUUCAGUUACAAAACCAGCAUAGGAGGAACAUAACUAAACACUAACAGAGAAAGUAGAAUGCUUUCUGCUAGUGGACAUCAUGGAGUGCAUACACACAGAACAGCUGGAAAUAGCAUUUAAUUGAACACUAAUUGGACUAAUACUUAUUUUCACUGAUUAAAAUUAUAGAAAGUCUCCAUUCAUUUCUUCAUUGCCUGUAAAACACAAGUAUAAUAAACAGAAUUGUGAAGAUUUAAAUAAAGAAAAACCUGACUGGUGAAAUUGUUGGUAUCUGCCAUACUUAUUUUGCUUUGUACAUUUUUUUUCAGAUUUGAAAUUCUUUGUAAAUUGGUGAAGUAUAUUAUGGAGUGUUUUAUUAUUUCUUGUUGACCUGAUUGGAAUGGCCUUUGGCAGUGUGCAAAGACUAAUCAUGUUGUAUAGUUUAAUACCAAAAAAUUACAUUUUAAUUUAUGCUUAUACCUUGUCACUAUGUUAGACUUGAGAUAACCAGGAAGGAAUUAAAGCGU